This is a messenger RNA of Anoplophora glabripennis (Asian longhorned beetle), 3737 nucleotides long. RefSeq names its product alpha-1,2-mannosyltransferase ALG9. Gene Ontology annotation, cellular component: endoplasmic reticulum membrane. Bases 239 to 2038 code for a protein of 599 amino acids. Gene Ontology annotation, molecular function: alpha-1,2-mannosyltransferase activity. The record is from RefSeq and is a predicted model, not a curated record. NCBI's taxonomy places the organism in Eukaryota, Metazoa, Arthropoda, Insecta, Coleoptera, Cerambycidae. Gene Ontology annotation, biological process: protein N-linked glycosylation. The transcript has 8 exons.
UAUGAAGGGGUGGGGAUAAUAAGAAUUUUUUAUAUUUUGUUGAGAAAACGAAAAAUAAACAAUUUAUGAAAAAGUGUACAGUGAAAUUUUAUCAGAGAUAAGGUGGUACAAAAUAGAGAUAAGCUAUGAUUUUCAAUUUAGAAUUAGAAUAGAUUGUCUAAAGAAUAUACUGAUUACCCCGGUAUUCUCAUUUUAUAAUGUAAUUAUUUACCGACAGCCAUAAAUUAAAUAAAUUAAAAUGACAAAGAGUCAACUAUCCUUUAGGUUACGACAAAAUGCACCUCAACCUAUGCGAAAAGACUCGCGUAAAGAGACACAUCGCAAACCGGCGAAAACGCAGAUUAGCAAAAUAGAAACAAACAACACUGCGUUAUUGUUCCCUGCGGGCGAGACGGCUUUUAAAAUUUUAUUAUCGGCCAGGUUUUGUGCUGCUAUUUGGUCACACAUAUCAGACUGUGAUGAAACCUUUAAUUACUGGGAGCCGAUGCAUUACCUUGUUUUUGGUAAGGGACUACAAACAUGGGAGUACAGUCCAGAAUUUGGACUUAGAUCUUAUUUUUAUAUAAUGGUGCAUGCUGCUCCAGCCUGGAUUUACCAUAAAUUACUGCAGCCAAAUCCUCUUCUUAUGUUCUAUUUCGUACGGUGUCUCUUGGGUUUAAUUUGUGCUUUUGCUGAAGUUUAUUUUUACAAAGCAAUAUGCAAAGAAUUCGGUGUCCAUAUAGGAAGAAUAUGUUUAGCCUUUCAGCUGUUUUCUGCUGGAAUGUUCGUUGCAAGUACAGCUUUCUUGCCAUCCAGUUUUGCCAUGUACACAUGUGCUGCAGCUUGUGCAGCUUGGUGGCAACAGAAAUUUGCAUUAGCAAUAUUUUUUACUGCUUUAGGGUCUUUAUUAGGAUGGCCGUUUGCAGCUUUGCUGGGGAUACCCAUCGCAUUUGAUAUGUUAUUCAGGAAACAGUUGUACAUAGAUUUUGCUGCCUGGUCAGGAAUAUCAGCUCUAGUCAUUCUCGUACCAAUGAUAAUAAUUGAUUCUUUGAUAUAUGGACGUUUUAUUAUAGCUCCUUUCAACAUAGUCAAGUAUAAUGUACUGGGAGGGGCUGGUCCUAAUUUAUAUGGCACAGAACCGUUAUCAUAUUAUUUUGUUAACGGAUUUCUUAAUUUUAACUUUAUAUGGAUAUUAGCUUUAUUGAGUCCUUUAGCUGUGAUCUUAAAUUAUUUCUUUGUACCAUCAAAAAAUAAGAGUACAUUAUAUUUACCAUUUUGGUUGUCUUUAAGUCCGCUGUUUUUAUGGUUAACAGUGUUUAUGUUGCAAGAACAUAAAGAAGAGAGAUUUUUAUUUCCUAUAUAUCCAAUAAUUUGCCUAAGUGGGGCAAUAACUGUAGACAUAUUACAGAAAUUGUGCUUUAGAAUAUGGACUGUAUUUAAAAAAAUGCCUAUUGGGACACAUUAUUUGGAUAAAACAAUAUUUAUCAUGAUCGCAGUAAUGGUAAUAACAUCUUUAUUAGGUGUUUCAAGAAUUUUUGCCUUGUACAGAAAUUAUCAUGCUCCACUCGACCUAAUGAUGGAAUUAAAUCGAUAUCCCCUAGAAGCAAAAAUAUCUGAUCGAGCUCAAGUCAAUGUUUGUAUAGGGAAAGACUGGCACAGAUAUCCCAGCUCUUUCUUUUUACCAAAUACUAAUUGGAAUAUACGAUUUAUUAAAUCUGAAUUUAACGGUAUGUUACCCGCGCCUUACGCUGAAGGUGAAAAUGCUACAACGAUAGUACACUCAUACUUCAAUGACAAGAAUCAAGAAGAUAUAAGCUUAUAUUUUGAUCUCAAUAAGUGUCACUUUUUAUUAGACUUAGAUUUAGGUAAAGAAACUGACUUAGAACCGAUAUAUGCUAAAAGGAGGGAUAAAUGGAAGAUAGUAAAAAGUUACCGAUUUUUGAAUGCAGAAAAGUCCAAUAAAUAUUUUCGAGCAUUUUUUGUACCUUUUCUAAGUGAUAGAUAUGUAGUAUAUGGUACUUUCAGUUUGCUUCAAUCCUCCAAAUUAAAAAUUAAGUAACAUUAAUGGAUAAUAGACAUAAUAACCAGCGUUUUUUACAUUCCUUUAUUGUUGAUUUUAUUAAAUUAUGUUAAAAUGAUUAUACUUUAAAUAUUAAGAAAAUUAAUAAAUGUACACAUGUCAAAGAAUCUGAGAAAUAUAACAAUAUGUUUUGAGAAAAUGUAAGAUAAAUAUAUAGGGUGUAUAAUAGGUCACAAAACGAGGGAGCAUAUUCUUGUUCAAAUUUAAGAACAUUUUCUUAUGUACACAUUAAAACCUUUAUUUUUGAGAUACAGGAUUUUCAAAAAAAUAAAUUUGUAUAUUGAAUAUUUUCUGAACAAAUGAAGAUAUUGAAAUAAAAUUUUGAGUGCAAUAUAUAUUCAUAAAUUGGCAUUUAGUGUAAAAAAAAUUAAGUUAUUGGGAAUCAGUGGCAUAGAGAUAAGGUAUGUUGAUUAAAUUAUUAUAAAUUGUACCUAGCAUAUCACUGAAUUUUUUUUUACAUUUUUGAAAUAAUAUUUAAAAUGAAUAUAAUCUGUUUUCUUUCAUAGAUUUGGAUUUGAUACAAUCGAACAAUUUAUGUUUGACCUCUUUUUUGAAUACACAACAGGGCUUUAAAGAAAAAGGUAUCAGCAAAUUGAUAAGUAUACUGGAAUUUUUAAGAGAAGAGAAAAAAACGUGUGGACAGGAAUCAUAUGUAGAAAUUACUAAUUUAUAUCAAACCCGUAAAAUCUAUUAAAAAAAGUCAAGAGAUUGUUUUUGUUCAAAUUAAAAUUUGCAUAUCAAAAGGGAUAAAAGAAUUUUUUAUUCCAGUGAUGUACUUUUACUUUUACUGUAUUUUUGAGGAAACUGUAACCAGCAAACUUCAUAUCUACGCCACUGCUUUGAGCUGAAACUUAAUUUUUUCAUGUUGUGUGCUAUUUUAUUCAUGUAUUGUGUACACACAACUUCAUUGCAGUAUCUUUAUUAGUCACAUUUUUUUAAGUUCAACGCCCUGUAUCAAAAAAUUAAAGCUUUAAAAGCAAAUGUUUGUAUAAGAAUAUAUUUUUCAACUGAGACGAGGAAAUCUCUUCCUCAUUUUUGAUUUUUUGUAGUAUCUGUAUAAUAUACCUACACAAGAAUUUAUGCAGUAAAAAUGAGAAGAAAAUAUAUUUUUCAUACCAGUUUCAUAUUGAUAAGCAAGAAUCUAAAUUAUUUUAAACAUUUUCUGUGAGAAAUUUAAAAAAUGUGGCCUCAACUAUUAGUCACAUUCAAAAAGACUAAGACACAACCAUUGCAUCUCUUGUGUCUCCUAAAGCCCUACGAGUAAAAAGAAAUAAAAUGGACUUUGAAAUGAGCCAGCUUCUCAUUUAAAAAUUAAAAAAUUAAAUGUUUAGGUAAAUCAUAUCCAGUUAAUUCAUUGUAUUUUUUUAAAUCAUUAUUACAUAAUUAUUUGAUAAAAUAAAUUCAGAAAAAUUAAAAACAGUUUUGAAUUUUAUAUAGACCAUUGUUUUUAAAAAACAAUUAAUUAAAGUUUUUAUAAUCACACUAAUUUAUUGUGUUUAAUUUCUACUAUAUGGCUUUUUAAUCCAUAUAAUAUUUUGGAUGUAAAACGUUGGAUAAUUUGAGGAAACAAUUUUAUAUCCUUUGAACAUUAAAUUUAUUUACAAUAUAAUUUAACUGUUUAAUAUGUAGUGAUGUAGUUUUUUUUUGAGUUUUUAUUUUGUUACUCUUCUAUCAAAGU